Molecule: messenger RNA, 3887 nt
Organism: Drosophila suzukii
Lineage: Eukaryota; Metazoa; Arthropoda; Insecta; Diptera; Drosophilidae
Gene: bves
Product: popeye domain cAMP effector bves
Biological process (GO): striated muscle cell differentiation; heart development; regulation of membrane potential
Cellular component (GO): sarcolemma
Molecular function (GO): cAMP binding
Source: RefSeq, a predicted model, not a curated record
CGGUGCGCUCUCACAGCCGUUUACAUUUCAUUUAUUUCCCAUAUAAAAGCACCGCUGCUUCGUGUUUUCGUUGCGUUUUACAAAAAUCUCGAAGAAAAUAUGACAAAAAAACAUCGGACAAAUCGCCGGGUAGAAAAAUCACGGUUUCCAGUGAAAAACUACUGAUAUUCUGUCAGAUUUACGCGAUAUAUGUAUAUAUUCAUUCUAAACGGGAGUGAAAUCGCCGAAAAAACCAAAAAACGAAAAACGCCAAGCGGAGUAAAUACAAGAUGACUUCUGCUGCAGCUGCCUAAACAAUGCAACAAUGUGACGGGCGGCAGCAGCAGCAGCAACUGUGCCAGGAGCAACAUCAGCGGGAAAUCCAGCGGCAGCUAGGGGAAAAAAUAGUCCAAACAUAAUAUUACAAUAAGUAACGAAUAUUUAACCGACGGCACUGGCAACAGAUCAGUGGGCAGCUAAUAACAGUUUAUAAACGAUAUUAAUUAAAAGAAUUUUUGAAUUAAUCUUGCAUUGGCAAGGACAACAACCAUUGGAAAACUGUCUAGUCGCGACACGAACCACAAAGCACAAACAUUUCAAAAAGGGCAGCAGCAAUAUCCAAAUCACCCACAAACAUUAAGGCAACUUCAAGAUUUAUAAAUUAAAAAAGGAAAUCUCCAAACUUUUUUAGCAAAACACUGGAAAAUAAGAGUUUUUGGCCUAAGCGGAGGCAAGAGCCCUGGGGCUUAGUCAGCGGAUACACCAACCCAUUGGGCUUCUGGCAAUUGACGAGGUGGUGUUCCCAAGGAAUAGCUCAAAGAUCAGGCUGAGGAGAGCGACUGAGACUGAAACGAAGGUAGCGAACGGAGGAGCAGGACGAGCAGAACAAGCAGGAUCAUCAGGACCAGCGGAAUGCCCAGCACGGCGGGCAGUGCAGCGGGCGUUGGGAUGGGCGCUCUGAUCAAUAGUGCCGGCAGCAGCGCCAGCAGCGUCAUGGGCAUCGGUCUGGGCGGAGCAGCUGCACCAGGAGCUCCUGGCUCCGCCUCCGGAUCUGGGGCAGAGGCCUCCGCUGGCACUUUGAUAGCCCAGAGCACGGCGGGAACGAGCGCCGCCAGCAGCGGUACGAUCACCUGGGACAACAACGGAACCCUGCGAUCGAUCAAUCCCGGCGACUGGUCCAUCGAACAGUGCCUCGGAUGGCAGCAGCCACAUCACCUGUACUUUCAGCUCGGCUGGGCCUUCCUCUUCCUGGCCUUCCUGGCCCCCCACGGCCCCUACGGCUCGCUGUGGAUGCGGGCCAUGCUGCUCAUUGGCUGCCUGAUGAUGGGCAUGCACGGCUAUCUGGUGGCCUGCACGCCGGACGUGGUCCUAUGGUCCGGCAUGGGACUGUUUGUCAACUUCGUCUAUCUCGUCGUGGUGCUGUGCCGCCUGAGACCCGUGAGAUUCGAGCAGGAAAUCGAGGCGGUUUACCUGGCACUUUUCCAGCCCCUGCACGUGACUCGCCAUCAGUUCAAGAAGGUGCUCAACUGCAUGAAGGUGAUACGUGCCCUGAAAUACCAGGAGGUCUAUGCCCAGGAGAAGGUUACCAAGGUCGACAGCCUGUCGCUGGUGCUGAGUGGCAAAUUAGUGGUGUCGCAGCAUCAGCGAGCCCUGCACAUUGUGUUUCCCCAUCAGUUCCUAGACUCGCCGGAAUGGUUUGGCGUCUCGACCGAUGACUACUUUCAGGUCUCCAUCAUGGCCAUGGAGGAGUCGCGGGUGCUGAUCUGGCAUCGCGACAAGCUCAAACUGUCAAUUAUGGCCGAGCCCUUCUUGCAGACCGUCUUCGAUCACAUUCUCGGCCGGGAUGUGGUCAAGAAGCUGAUGCAGGUCACCCAGGUGAGCGAAUCGAUAGCCAGCAAUGGCUUCCUGCCCUCGGGUGGCUAUGCGGAGGAUGCGGAGGACAAGCCCAUGUUGAUACUAAAGAAGAGUGUGGAUGUGGGCCACGGACUGACGGCCCUGAUCAACCGGCAGCUACAGGAGCAUGUUCCUUUACUUGGUCGCACGUACAAACAACAACAACAACUACUGCAACAACUAGAACAACAACAACCCGUACAAGAAGCAACAACAAGCGCCAACAACAUCGUGCAAAGUGCAAUCUGAAAUUAUGCAAUCGCCCCCGCUGCUGCUGCUGUCCAACUUGCCACGAACAGAAAUCAGAGCACUCCUCCGUCCCUCCACCUUUGACCUGCACAACAAUAUGAACAACAACAACAACACCACCACCACCCACACAAGCAAACAAUCAUCAGUCAUCAGUCAGCCAUCAAUCACAUGCAGCAGCUACGACAACCACAACAGCAACAGCAACAUCACGAUCAUCAGAAAAGAUAUGCCGAAGAAAUCUGGAAUCUAUCCAUCUAAAUCCGCAUCUUGAAUCCCAUCAUACAUAUAUAAUCAUCUCAUACCUAGCAUAGCAACUAGCACUAGCUAAACAAACAUCUAACGCAUCUAAUCGUUCUAAUAGAAAACUUUGUAUCACCCCACGAAGCCCAGCAAACAGUCAGACACUUGAGUUUUUGUGUAAGCCUUAAGUCUUGGGAAACAUAAACUUUGCAACCCAGCGGAAAUGUUCUGAAAAUCAGUGUUGCCAGGUCAAGGACCAUUGACAACCCAAAAAAAACCUAAUUAAAAGUCCCUUAUUUCAACUAAUAUUGAGCUACUAAAAAUAUUUUAUAACAAAACCAAAUAUUGAAGGAGAACCCUAGUAACGUGUUAGCAUUGUAAUAACCAACAAAUUUCUGUUCGCUUUGUAAUUCUACCUGGCAACCCUAAACAACUUUAUAAACCCAUAUUUCUCUGCUAAUUAAAAAUAGUUUGUGUCCCACAAAAAAAUAUACAAGUGAAAAAAAUAGUAGAAAUCAUGGCAACACUGUUCAUUAUCCUUAGCAAAAACUAUCGCUAGCUGUAGUCAAACCAGUUGUACAAAUUGUAAUUUAUUUUGACUGAUCAUGGUUGGAUGUUGAGUUGUAGUCAGACAAGAGACUUGAUUGCUCAUAAAUUAGUUUCAUUUUGAGUGGGCUUUUGAAUUGAACACGAUCAGACAGCCAACCAAGGCUUAGACCUUAAAUUAAUUGAUUGUGGUUUUGAUUUGGAUUGAAAAUAGUAUUAUAUGAUAUAUCAUACAGAUUAUUUUUAUAAAAAUGAUUAAAGUUGAAACGGAAUAGGUUUGGUUAUAUUAUAAAAGGACAAUUUAUGGAUCUAUUGAUCAUAAAAAUCUGCAAUACUGUCAUUUAUUGUUAUUAACUAUUAUUAUUUAAUCACAAAUUUGUAAUAAAAAAAACUUCAAAUUUACAAGUUCUUUGACACGAUUGCGAUCGUAAUGAAUAACAGGCAAACUGGUUCGAUCAACAGUACUUCAGUUUCAAUUACCGAUUCAAGAUCUCACGAUCGAUCGGUCUAGCGACAGGUGAUAAAUGAACUUUUCCGCUGGCCCAAAAGUUUUCAUCGCUUUAUUUGAUUAAAUUGAUUUGAUACCGCUUGGCAUUUAAUGGAAAUUUACUGUGCUGGCACAUCCAUCAAGUCUCUAUAUGUUCCAUUAACACAUUAUUAUUUUUUUGUACUCCUAUAUGCAUACGUUAUUUUUUUCGUUGAUUGAUUUGCAUACAAAUUGAGCUUAAAGAAAGCGUGAAAACUAAUUAGAAUUAAUACCGAAUAAUAUUUGAUAAUGUUAAGCAAUACAUAGUCUAAGUUGUUGUACAUACGCUACAAAAUAUAUAUAUAUUUGCUGUACAUAACCCCGAAUUGCCCGUAAAUCCGAGAACCCCCUAAUCCAAGACUCCCCAAGAAAGUGUAAUAAACGAAAAGGAAUCAAUGUGAAUGUAAACAAGCCAAAAACGAAAGCUAAUAAAAAAACAUUAUAAUAUCAA